AAUUUGUCAAAUUUCUCGAAACUAAUUGUAGUGAAAUUGGCUUUCGCGUUGAGAACUCGCCUUGAUUGGAAAACUGAGCUGUGUUUAAUUUUUGAUCUAUUUUUCGACUAUGUGGCGGCGGGUGGCUGCGGCUGACACGCCCACUGCAUUGUAUCUGCCCCUCAAUGGAAUGAUGCCAGCUAAUUCGUAUUAUUAUGUUUGCUAUGAAUCUUUCAGAAAAAAUGAUGAAAUGAACCAGCAGGCAGGCUCCUCAAGGGCGCCAGCCACAGGGGGCCAAAUCUCACCGCCAGGUGGCAGCACCAACAGCAGCACAAGCAUCGUGGAUGCACAGCAGCAGCAGCAGCAACAGCAGCAACAUCAACAACAGCAACAACAACAACAGUACUAUAAUCAACAGCAACAGCAGCAAUAUCAGCAGCAACAGCGCGAAAGUUUCUUGGCCUACCAGCAACAGCAGCAGCAGCAACACCAACAACAACAACAACAGCAGCAACAUCAGCAGCAACAACAUCAGCAGCAGCAACAUCCACGCUCUGUGGGCGGCGGCAACUUUAUGCUAGGCAAUGAGCUCGUCGGCGGCGACAGCCUGCGUAGCCUGAACAACACCUUCGGUCCCAACUCGGAGUUCACCUCGCUCGGUAGCAACAGCUCGGCCAGUUCACUGAGCGGCCUGAGCAGCUCGAGCAGCCAAAGCGGACAGGCCCAAGCGGGCGUCGGCGCUGGUUAUCCUAAUAUGGUGGCAGCAGCAGCCGCAGCAGCAGCAGCAGCAGCCAGCCAGCAGCAACAGCAGCAGCAGCAGCAGCAGCAACAACAGCAACACAUGUCCAAUAUGGACGCCAUGAGCGGCUACAGUCAGAUGGGCGGCGGCAUGCAUCCGGUUGCCAAUGGCGGCAUGAUGGGCAACGGCAAUGGCCAAUAUAUGAACGGAGGCGGCCAGGCCGGCUACGCUGGCGGCCAGGGCGGCAUGGGCAUGGCCGGCAUGGGCUACGGCAAUGCGGCCGCACAAAGGCAUCAUCAGAUGACGCCCAUGAACCAAAUGCAGAACAUGUCGAUGGGACCCGGUGGCGGCAUUGGCCAGCAAAUGGCCGGCAUGAAUCCCAUGGCCAAGAUGCAGGGCAUGGCCAACGGCGGCUAUCCGCAACAGCAGCAGCAGCAGCAACAGCUGCCGCAGCAGCAGCAGCGCCGCAUGGCGCCGUAUCCACAUCCGCAGAUGCACAUGGCACAGAAGCGCGCCGGCGCUGGCGUUGGCGGCGCCAUGUAUCCGAAUCCUGCACAGCAACAGCAGCAGCCGCCGCAGAUGUACGGCGGCCAGCAGAUGCAUCCGGGCGCCGCCGGCGGCGGUGUCCCAGGCGUGCCCCUGCCCAUGCAAGCGGGCGCCGGCAAUGGCUAUGGACGUGCUGUUCCCAUGGCCGGCGGCGGCGGUGGCGCAGGCGCCUACGGACGCAUAUCAGCCGGCAAUGGCAUAGGACCGAAUGGCGGGCCGGUAAUGGGCCCGGGCGGCGGACCCAUGAUGCCUAUGGGUGUUGCUGGCAUGGGACCCGGUCCCGGCUGCAUGGGCCAACAGCGUUUUGUGCCCCAAGCAGGCGGCGCUGGUGUCGGCUAUGGCGCCGCUGCCGGCGCACAUCAGGCCCAAUUCUAUCCCGGCGGCGGCAGUGCUGGCGGCAUGGGCGUGGGCGCUGGCCAAGGCGGCAUGUGCCCGGCUGGACCGGGUUCCGUUGCCAGCACCAGCAAUCCCUACCAGAAUCAAGGUUUCCAGCAAAACUAUCAGCACAGUCCAGUUCCUGGCAAUCCGACGCCGCCGCUGACGCCCGCCUGCAGCGUGCCCUAUGUCAGCCCCAAUCCGGACAUCAAGCCGCCAAUGGACAGCAGCGAAGAGAUGAGACUGACAUUCCCGGUGCGCGAUGGCAUCAUUCUGCCACCGUUCCGCCUGCUCCACAAUCUCUCGGUGAGCAAUCAUGUGUUCCAUCUGAAGCAGAAUGUCUACAAUACGCUGAUGUGCCGCACCGAUCUGGAGCUGCAGCUGAAAUGCUUCCACCAGGACGAUCGCCAGAUGAACACCAACUGGCCGCACACCGUCACCGUCUCCGCGAAUGCCACACCGCUCAAUAUCGAGCGCUCCGAGAAGAACAGCACGGCGCUGCGUCCGCUCUAUCUGAAGGCUGUCUGCCAGCCGGGACGCAAUACGCUGCAGCUGACCGCCAGUUCCUGUUGUUGUUCGCAUCUGUUUGUGCUGCAACUAGUCCAUCGGCCAUCGGUGCGCCAGGUGCUGCAGACGCUGCACAAGCGGAAUCUGUUGCCGCUGGAGCACAGCGUGCAGAAGAUCAAGCGCAACCUGAGCCUGCCCAGCGUCGGUGCGGACGGUGUUGUCACCAAUGGCGGCAGUCCGGAUGCUGCGCAACAGUGCGCCAAGAUCUCAUUGAAGUGUCCCAUUACGAAGAGUCGAAUACGCCUGCCGGCGCGCGGGCACGAGUGCAAGCAUGUCCAAUGCUUCGAUCUGGAGGCUUAUCUGAUGAUCAACAGCGAGCGCGGCUCCUGGCGCUGUCCGGAGUGCAGCAAGUCGGCCAUAACCGAUACCCUGGAAAUCGAUCAGUACAUCUGGGCCAUACUCAACACGCUGAGCACCUCCGAUGUCGAUGAGGUGAUCAUUGAUUCGUCGGCCAAUUGGCGCGCCUUGCAGCACAAUGGCGGUAUGCCCAAUCCGCCGCAAGCGGGCGCACCGACAGGCCCCAAUGUGGCGCCACCAAACGGCAGCUCUGCUGCCGCCGCCGCCGGCAGCAACAACAACAACAACAACGGCAGCGUCAGCAGCAGCAGCAGCAACACCAGCGUCGGCAGCGUGGGCAGCGUGGGCAACGGCCUGCCCGCCAUCAAGCAGGAGCUGUGCGAUGACAUCGCCAAGGUCAUGUCACCCGGCUCCACACAGCUGCCCACAUGGGACAACUCUCAGGCCAUGAGUCCAUACAACAUGCACGACAUGAAUUCCAUUGCCAACGGCAACAUGAUGGGCAACAACAAUGCACCCAACGGCGCCCAGCUUGGCACACGCAGCAGCUAUGACAGCUUCAGUGGCAGCCACAGCGACGCCAACAGCCUGGCCAACAGCGACGGCGUCAAUUCGCUGGAUCAGCUCAAUGCCAUGGAGAAAUCGCUGAGCGAUCAGAUGCCACACACGCCGCACACGCCUGGCGCCGCCAGUCAUCCGAUGACGCCUGGUGGUCCGCCCAGCGUUAGCUCGUCCCACAAUGAGCCCAUUAGUGGCGGCACGCCCAAUGCCUCUAAUGGCGGCGGCAACAACAACAGCAACAACAACAACAACAACAGCACCGGACACAAUUCACCACAGACGCCGGGCACGCCCAGCCGCAGUCUGGGCAGCAGCACCAGCAUGUCCAACGCGGACAGCCAGCAGCAACAGUCGCAGCAGGAGCAGCUGCUCAACUCGCUCAUGAGCAGCCAGACGCAGCUCAAGUUUGAGAGCGAUUUGAGCGCCGAGCUGCAGAACUUUGAUCCCUCCGCGGCCGGUCUCGACAACAACGGGCACGAUUUGAAUCUGUUGCAAGAUAUGGAUCCAAUGGAAAUCCUGUCGUACCUGGAUCCGCAGCCGGAUUUAAAUACGCCACCGUCCAGUGGCAGUAGCAAUAACAAUGCUAGCGACGAUUUGCUGGCCACGUUAUUUGACUAAGCAGUGUUGCGAAGUGGUUGUUAACGGCGCCGGUCCAGUGUUGCACAACGCCUGUGGUUGUAGUUGAGAUAUGAAGCGAAUGAUUUGAGAAAUUCCUUAACAAAAAAUGCAAACGAAAAACAAAAAUUAAAAAUGGCCUAAACCAUA
Drosophila montana is the source of this 3829-nucleotide messenger RNA. It is a transcript of the gene tna, whose product is annotated as tonalli. Lineage: Eukaryota; Metazoa; Arthropoda; Insecta; Diptera; Drosophilidae. Gene Ontology annotation, cellular component: chromatin. The transcript has 10 exons. The record is from RefSeq and is a predicted model, not a curated record. Gene Ontology annotation, biological process: regulation of transcription by RNA polymerase II; protein sumoylation. Gene Ontology annotation, molecular function: SUMO ligase activity; zinc ion binding. The coding region runs from base 110 to 3682 and encodes 1190 amino acids.